AUGGGCAGCAGUUUGACGCUGGUUGGGACCCUCUGGGCUUUCCUAUCCUUUCUCACAGCAGUUGCCAGCUCGGCCAGUUACUUUAUGCCCUGUUGGCUCGUUGGUUCCCAGAUGGGGAAGCCGGUUUCAUUUGGCACCUUCCGACGGUGCACAUACCCAGCUCGGACGGAGGAGAGGCACCUGGUGAUGGUGGAAGAAUGUGGGAGGUAUGCCAGUUUUGGGGCUAUCCCCAGCUUAUCCUGGCAGAUCUGCACCGUGGUGACGGGAAUUGGCUGUGCCUUGCUGCUCCUGGUGGCGUUAGCAGCCAUCCUGGGUUGCUGUGUGGAAGAGCUCAUCUCUCGGAUGAUGGGACGCUUCAUGGGGGCAGCCCAGUUUGUAGGAGGGCUGUUGAUAAGCUCAGGCUGUGCUUUGUAUCCCUUAGGAUGGAACAGCCCAGAAAUACAGCAGACGUGUGGGAAUGCCUCCAAUCAAUUUCGAUUAGGAACCUGCAGACUUGGCUGGGCAUAUUACUGCAUGGGAGCUGGGGCGGCUGCAGCCAUGCUGAUUUGUACCUGGCUCUCAUGCUUCGCCGGAAAACAUCCCAAACCCGUAAUGUUAGUGAAGAGCAUCAUGCAGAGUGCAAAUCCAUAUGGAGUGGAGCUCGAGUGCUGCCUUAAACAAUGA
Molecule: messenger RNA, 663 nt
Organism: Emys orbicularis (European pond turtle)
Lineage: Eukaryota; Metazoa; Chordata; Testudines; Emydidae
Gene: LHFPL1
Product: LHFPL tetraspan subfamily member 1
Exons: 3
Coding region: 1-663 (220 amino acids)
Cellular component (GO): membrane
Source: RefSeq, a predicted model, not a curated record